Molecule: messenger RNA, 804 nt
Organism: Dichomitus squalens LYAD-421 SS1
Lineage: Eukaryota; Fungi; Basidiomycota; Agaricomycetes; Polyporales; Polyporaceae
Exons: 7
Coding region: 1-804 (267 amino acids)
Source: RefSeq, a predicted model, not a curated record
AUGAGCACCGUCAAUUUGGACGAUUACGUGGUUCCCGGGACGACCAGGACAUACUAUAUUCCUGAGUUUGUCACAGAAGAUGAAGAGGAGUAUCUCACUCGCAAGAUCAACGAAGCGCCUCAACCGUGGUGGAAGAGAUUACAAAACCGCAGAUUGCAGAUAUGGGGAGGCGAGCUGACGGGGAAACAUGCAUUGAUCCCUCAGGAUAUGCCUCCGUUCGCCAACCAAUAUCCAGACAUCGUCGGGCGCAUACGAGCCCUUGGCGUUUUCAAAGAUUCUGCCCACGGAGAACCAAAUCACAUCAUAAUGAAUGAAUAUGCACCAGGUCAAGGAAUCAUGCCACACGAAGACGGCCCAGCCUAUCACCCUGUCGUCGCCACGCUCUCCCUCGGAUCUCACACCGUCUUCCACUACUACCGCUACAAGCCCGACACGGACGCCUCCCCCGUCCAGAUAUCCGCGCCCGACGAGCUGAUCUCGAGCACGGGCCGCCCGAUCGACCCGAAUCCCGUCCUUUCGCUUCUCCUCGAGCCACGCAGCCUCGUCAUCACUACGUCGGAUCUGUACGGCUCGCACUUGCAUGGGAUCGAGGGCCGCGUCGAGGACAAGUUCGAGGAAGACGGGCGUCCGCCGCAGGAGCGCAUCGCGAACUACGAUCUGCUGAGGGGCAAGGAGGCGAGGGAGGCGAUCGCGAACGGGAGCAUGCUUGAGCGGGGGAUGAGGUACAGCUUGACGUGUCGGGACGUCGAGAAGAUCGCCGCGAUGGGCGGGGCGCUGUUCAAGAAGCUCCGAGGGACCGCCUAG